AGUUAUCUACCUUUACGGAACUCUUCUAUGUCUCCAUAACUACUUGCAACAAUCGACGAUUGAAUUUUUGGACCUCAUUCUGUUUUACACACACCAUGGAUUCGUUUAUUUUAAACUUAUAAUGUAGCUCGAUCAAACAUUCAGGUAUAGAACCACAUCUCAGCAGCAGGUUCCAUUCACUGUAAAUAAUGACAGCAUAUAAAUUCACUUCCCGUAAGCAGCUGCAGCAGCUUUUGAAUGAUGUGGAGGGUGUUCAAAAACAUGACAUCCAUUCAUAUGCAGGGGGUCAUUUGAAUGAAGCUUACCUGUAUAAACCCCCAUCAUCUUGGGCAAGCACUAAAUGGACAGCCGGCAAAGAGCAGAAAAUCUCUCUAACUCUUGGUGAUAGAGAGGAAAUGCCAGAGGCAGACGUAAGGAAAUCAACACACAGAGAGACGGAAAUGAAAGAGACUCUGUAUGACUUUAGUGUGGGAACCACUGGUAGCGUACCUUUAUAUUCUAGUGAGAUAAAUUUCGCACCACGAGUUCGGUACAGAAAUGUGAAAACUCCAACAAGUACAGUUGGUACCACAGUGGGGACCGUGGACGACCGCCCCGAGUCCACAAAGAGGCAUCCUAGUGCUGCAUCCAAAAAAUCUAUUUAUACAGAACUUCAAGAUGGUGUUUUAGUGGAAGAACUUAAGGCAGAGGAGUUAAUGUUACCGGGGUAUAGGUUACCUCCGAUGGAGGAGGAGAAGGAUGACCACGAUGGUACAGAAGCUGGUCGUAAGAGUCUUCAUAUGGACGGUUUGAUUACAUUCAGGCACCAGUUUCUGUCCACUCAUCAUAUUGGGGUUACCAAAAGGGAUCAGUAUGGAAAACUAAAAUCAAUGGAAAACCAAGUGAUUGGAGUGAAAGAUGCUUCUGAGCAGAAAGUACUAUCUGGUGUCAAAGCUGUUAAACAUCUAGAACACAGACUGCAAGAGGAGCUCGAGUCUCUCGACUUUGUUGGAGACUUCCGGCCAAACUUUCACAAGCUCCAAGUUUACAGUAAUGUUUUAGAAGAUUUAAUAGAAGAAAGCCCAACCUUUUCAUAUAUACUAAGAAACAUAAAGGCUGAAUACGACAAUUAUAUCUCCAAGUUGCUUGAUCAACAAUCACCUGAUCAUACCAAGAAACUACGGACACAGGUGGAACUCAUGUUGUUUCGAGGAACAUCACGUCCCCAAGAACUAAAGGAAUCGGAAAACAAAGUCACUAAGCUGGAAGACAAGACCAAAUCACUGCUGGAGACCAAUGAAAGAUUAAGGAAGGCCUUACUUGAAGAAGAGGAAAUGUUAUCAAGGGAAUCUACUGAACAUGAACCCAGAAUUCAGCUAACAGGCACUUACCAUGAGGAACCUACUGCUGAACUUGCGGAUGAAAUUGAACAUGUCAAAGCCCUGAUACUGGAAAAGCUAGAUGACUUGAAUGCACUCCGUACCAAACUCAGAGAAGAAUAUGUCCCACUGACUGUGUGCACUCAUUUGGAACAGUGUAUCAAAGAAACAGAGGUAGAGGUUCAGAAGUUGUUGAAACAAAAUGAGUACCUGGAGAGAAGUAUAUCAGAAAUGGAGGCUGAUUUAAGAGAAGCCAUACAAGAUGCCGACACAAGUGAAAGAGAUGCACGUCGUAUAUGGAGGAAGGUUAACUCUCGGAAGGGUAUACCGCACAUGCCCCAUGAAAAGAACGGAACAACAGAGAGUGAUGAUGACGAUGAUGAUGAAAGCAAGUGGAACUGGUACAUUUCAUAGUAGAGAACCUGUCCUGAAUCAGAGCUGUGGAAAUAACCUGUUUGUGAAAUACAAGCCAUGUUUCAGAAAACAACAACAAAGCCAAUCAUAUAAUGUGUUUUGAGUUACAUUGACAUAGCAAGCAAAAGUUGUAAAAGAUGAUUUGCAGGAUGCAACACUCAAGUGACCCUCUGAUGAAUAUGUUCCAAAUAUGAAAAUGUGAUAAUACAUUCUUUUAUCAGUUGUUGAUGUUUAUUUGUUAAUUAAUUAAAUAUACAUAAUUACAUGCA
Ostrea edulis (European flat oyster) is the source of this 2041-nucleotide messenger RNA. RefSeq lists its product as uncharacterized. NCBI's taxonomy places the organism in Eukaryota, Metazoa, Mollusca, Bivalvia, Ostreida, Ostreidae. The transcript is spliced from 8 exons. The record is from RefSeq and is a predicted model, not a curated record. Bases 189 to 1772 code for a protein of 527 amino acids.